UCUGUGUGUGCUAUGUGGUUCCUCUCGGUGACUGGCUGUGUUUUACUGUGCCACUGCCUCCCUCCCCCUGUUCUCUGGUUGUGUCUGCAGCUGCACGCUCGCUUUCACUCUUUCUCCCUCCGUCGUGGAGCUCUGCUGCCGCUGACCCCAGAUUUAUCUGGGCUCUGUCAGUUACCACAGGAUGGAUGACAGAUUUAACUUCAUAUUUGCUAUUUGUUUGUCCUUUCUGUAUCUUUUAUCAGGAGGAACAUGUUCAGAAGCAGAGCAUAAGCUCUAUUCAGUGAUAUUCUCCAAGUACAAUCAGUACAUACGGCCAGUGGAAAAUGUGUCUGAUCCAGUCAUUGUGCAGUUUGAGGUGUCCAUGUCACAGCUGGUCAAAGUGGAUGAAGUCAAUCAGAUCAUGGAAACCAAUCUGUGGCUGAGACAUAUUUGGAAUGACUAUAAACUCAAAUGGGAUCCUAAAGAUUUCGGGGGCGUAGAGUUUAUCCGAGUACCGUCGAACAGAAUUUGGAAGCCAGACAUUGUUCUUUACAAUAAUGCAGUUGGAGAUUUCCAGGUUGAUGAUAAAACAAAGGCUCUCCUUCGCUACAACGGUGACGUCACUUGGAUCCCUCCGGCUAUAUUUAAAAGCUCCUGCAAGAUCGAUGUCACAUAUUUUCCCUUCGAUUACCAAAACUGUACCAUGAAGUUUGGUUCCUGGACCUACGACAAGGCCAAGAUAGACCUAGUGCUGAUUGGUUCAGCUAUCAACCUCAAGGACUUCUGGGAGACUGGCGAGUGGAUAAUCAUUGACGCUCCUGGCUACAAACACGACAUCAAGUACAACUGCUGUGAGGAGAUCUACACCGAUAUUACUUACUCUUUGUACAUCCGCCGCUUGCCUCUUUUCUACACUAUCAACAUGAUAAUCCCCUGCCUCCUUAUCUCCUUCCUGACAGUGCUCGUUUUCUACCUACCCUCCGACUGUGGUGAGAAAGUCACAUUGUGCAUCUCCGUCCUGCUAUCUUUGACUGUCUUCCUGCUGGUCAUAACAGAGACCAUCCCGUCCACCUCACUAGUCAUACCCUUGAUCGGGGAGUACCUCCUCUUCACCAUGAUUUUUGUCACCCUCUCCAUUGUCAUCACCGUUUUCGUCUUGAACGUCCACUACCGCACCCCGAAGACGCACACAAUGCCCUGCUGGGUGCGGACUGUGUUUCUGGGCCUGCUGCCCAGAGUGAUGUUCAUGACCCGGCCGGAGAGGGACUCUGAGAAGGUGACAGUGGCUGGGAGUGUUGAGACAACGCAUCUGAGAACCUGCGCUGUUCACUCAUCAGGCACUCUGCAGCAGCAGCACAAGCCCCAGGCUUUAGCAUCCAGUGUGGUGUCGAGCCUAACUAACCGCCAGCGGCUUUUCAACAACACAGAGCUCUCCAACCUGAAUAACCUGAGUGAAGACUCGAGCAAGUGUGCCGGCUUCGGUGUCCUGUGCUGUGAAGGCCGCUGUAACUGUUGCUGGCAGAAGAGAUUUGGCAGACUGCCGUCAGAAUCUGGAGGUGGGAGUGGCGGACUGGGCAGCCUGGGGGCCCUGACCGGAGGCAUUGGUGGUGUUGGGGUCAGACAGGACAGUCACUGCUCCAGCUCAGAGUCCCUAGAUGGAGGAGUUAUGUCUCUUUUGCCUCUGUCUCCAGAGAUCAGAGAGGCAAUUGAAAGUGUUAAAUAUAUAGCAGAGAACAUGAGACUUCAGAAUGAAGCAAAAGAGGUCCAGGAUGACUGGAAGUAUGUUGCCAUGGUUAUCGACAGGAUCUUCCUCUGGGUUUUUGUUCUUGUCUGUAUCCUGGGAACAGCUGGCCUCUUCCUCCAGCCUUUAUUACUCGGGGAGGAUAGUUGAUUGAAUUUAAGAAAACUAUUACUCUAGAGUGUUGACUGCUGAACUGCAUACAGCUUCCAUAUAUAAGACUGUGGCCUCUGUCUGAGAAGUGGAAAAACAUAGGACACAAAGUCAAAGAGAGAAAAAGUCACUGGAUUUAGUGUUUUCUGUUUUGCUAUUUGUUUAACUACUUUUUCUUUAAUACAUGGCAAAUAAAUCUGUGUCACACAGGA
Messenger RNA from Girardinichthys multiradiatus, 2082 nucleotides. RefSeq names its product cholinergic receptor, nicotinic, alpha 3 (gene chrna3). The record is from RefSeq and is a predicted model, not a curated record. Gene Ontology annotation, molecular function: acetylcholine-gated monoatomic cation-selective channel activity; transmembrane signaling receptor activity. Gene Ontology annotation, cellular component: synapse; neuron projection; postsynaptic membrane. The transcript is spliced from 6 exons. Bases 182 to 1870 code for a protein of 562 amino acids. NCBI's taxonomy places the organism in Eukaryota, Metazoa, Chordata, Actinopteri, Cyprinodontiformes, Goodeidae. Gene Ontology annotation, biological process: nervous system process; signal transduction; regulation of membrane potential.